UCAAGGGAUCAGCUGCUGCUUGCAAGGAGGGAGAACAUUAUCUGUGCCUGAGCGCUGGUGGUUACACACCUCGCACUCUCUUUACUGAGGUAGCAAAGAUGCCCCAGAACGUGGUGCUCCCGGGACCUGCUCCCUGGGGCUUUAGGCUCACAGGCGGAAUUGAUUUCAACCAACCGUUAGUAAUCUCUAGGAUAACUCCUGGAAGUAAAUCUUCUUUGGCAAACUUGUGUCCUGGUGAUGUGAUUCUUGGAAUUGAUGGUUACAGCACAGACAAUUUGACACAUGCUGAGGCGCAGGACAGAAUCAAAGCAGCAACAGAUCAACUCUGUCUGCAGAUUGACAGAUUAGAAACAAGGGUCUGGUCACCUCAAGUCUGUGAAGAUGGGAAAGCACAUCCUUUUAAAAUAAACCUAGAGGCUGAACCACAGGAUUUGAGCUAUUUUGAGCACAAGCAUAAUGUCCGGCCAAAGCCUUUCAUACUCCCUGGCAGAAGCAGCGGAUGCAGCACCCCUUCAGGUUAUGACCCUGGUAGUGGGCGUAGCACCCCUUCCACUGCCAGCACUGUCAGCACUAUUGAUCCCGGGGAGCUGAAAGCGGCUUCUAGAAUUGCACCUAACAUUCCCUUGGAAAUGGAACUCCCUGGUGUGAAGAUUGUCCACGCUCAGUUCAAUACACCCAUGCAGCUGUAUUCUGAUGACAAUAUUAUGGAAAGUCUCCAAGGGCAGGUUUCUACCAUCCUAGGGGAUGCACCACAAAUGAGCGAUCCAGUCCCUGCUAACUCUGUGCCUCAAUCUGAUGUAUACAAAUUUCUUCAUGAUGAUGAAGAACAGUCCAGCAGACCCCGACAAUCUGGCUCGUUCAGAGUACUGCAAGACAUGGUAGAUGAUGAUGAUCCCAAUCGACCUACAGGCACAAGAAGUGUAAGAGCGCCUGCGAAUAAACCAGGGGCUGGAGCUGCAGCUGUUCAGAAAUUGCCAAUCUGUGACAAAUGUGGAAAUGGCAUUGUGGGUACAGUCGUGAAAGCUCGGGACAAGUUCCGCCACCCAGAAUGCUUUGUGUGCUCAGACUGCAAUGUGAACCUGAAACAGAAAGGAUACUUUUUUGUGGAAGGCCAGCUGUACUGUGAAGCACAUGCAAGAGCUCGUACGAGACCGCCAGAGGGAUAUGAUGCUGUCACUGUUUAUCAAAAGGCCUAAACCUUUAUAAUCCCCUUGUUUAGAAUGGGUUUAUACACCCAUCUGCUAGCAUAACAUAAAAGGCUUUCACACCAAACUUCAUGAAGAUUAAUGAAAUGAAAAACAGAAUCACAAAUGUUUGUAACUGCAUUUAGUUAUUAGGAAAUGCCUCAUUCAUAUACUAACAAACAUAAUUAACUGUUAUAUCCAAACCUAUACUGUAGGUCAAUAGAGCAAUGUCUUGUGGAGCAAAUAACACUGCUGAUGGAUUCCUCAUGCAUUUGUCUAAAGGGGCACUAAAGUCAAAAUUAAACUUUUAUGAUUCAGAUAGAGCAAUAAAGAAAUUUUUAAAAAUUACAUUUACUAUUAACAAAUGUGUACAAACACUGAGCAUGUGCAAUAGGCCAUACUGUAUACAAAUGAGUCUGGUUAACUGAUGGCUGUCACAUGAUACAAUAGCUGGAUAAAUAAUAAAAUAAAAAACUACUAAUCAUAUGAAAUUAAGACUAAAAUCUUGAUAAUCUUCUUAUAUCAUCUCAGGUGAGUUGAUAUAAGAAGUCUCGUCAGUACAGUGAGGUCCCUCAAAGAAUUUUAGAGUUUUUUAACACAGGGCCCUAAGUAUUAUUGCAUUUAUGAUUAUACCAUUUUACUAUAUUUAAUGUUCCUUUAACUAAGUGUAAACAAGUUUCAAAUGUAAUGAUUAAUAUGUAUAAUAUUUACAAAUUAAUUUGCUUUAUACAUAUAAUGUUGGGAUAUAUAACAUUCAAGACGCAUCAAGUAAAUUACUUGGGGAGAUAUUAUUUUAUUAUCUACUGACACAUUAAAAGGAUGAUGUAUUUAUGGUCUUGGGGAAUGUAUGUUAUAGUCUAAUGAAGUCAAAUAUUUGUUUACAUGGCUCAAUGCAAAUUGUAAUUGAAGGCUUUAGUUGUAAAUUGGUAUAAAUUGCCAAAUAUUUAGUAGCUGUAGUAAGUUAUUUGCUUUUUUGCACAUUUGCAAUUAAUUUGAAGCGUGCUCUAGCAAGCAAUACUAAGCUGUAAAAUGUAUGGUCAAAAUAUUAAAAUCAUGGCAUAUCAAGAAAGUAUGUCAGAGAUAA
Bombina bombina (fire-bellied toad) is the source of this 2268-nucleotide messenger RNA. It is a transcript of the gene PDLIM3, whose product is annotated as PDZ and LIM domain 3. The record is from RefSeq and is a predicted model, not a curated record. Gene Ontology annotation, cellular component: stress fiber; Z disc; filamentous actin. Gene Ontology annotation, biological process: heart development; actin cytoskeleton organization; muscle structure development. Gene Ontology annotation, molecular function: muscle alpha-actinin binding; actin binding. NCBI's taxonomy places the organism in Eukaryota, Metazoa, Chordata, Amphibia, Anura, Bombinatoridae. The transcript has 8 exons. The coding region runs from base 99 to 1196 and encodes 365 amino acids.